UUUACCAGAACUCUCAACAUGGCAGCCAGUUUGCUAAGGUCACUUGUGUCGCCAGUGAAAGUCUGCGGGCGUCAAGCGGGGGUCGUAUUUCCUGCAAUUAAGAUAAAUGUGAAAAGGGAUAUUAGCACAUCACCGAAGAGGAGUGCCAUAUUCUGUGCUGACGCUGCAGAUGCAGUUAAAGACAUAACUGAUGGGUCAAAGCUGCUGGUGGGAGGUUUUGGACUAUGUGGCAUCCCGGAGAAUCUCAUUAAUGCUUUACUGAAUACCAAGGUGAAGGACUUGACUGUAGUCAGCAACAAUGCCGGAGUGGACGACUUUGGCCUUGGACUUCUCCUGAAACAGGGACAGGUUCGUAGAAUGAUAUCAUCAUAUGUGGGUGAAAAUGCAGAGUUUGAGAGACAAUACUUAACAGGAGAACUAGAGGUGGAGCUCACACCACAGGGAACUCUAGCAGAGAGGAUAAGAGCAGGAGGGGCAGGUAUCCCUGCCUUCUUUACUCCCACUGGCUAUGGAACAUUGAUAGAGAUGGGCGGGGCUCCCAUCAAAUAUGAUGGCAAGGGAAAUGUUAGCUUGGCCAGUGGCCCAAGGGAGGUGCGAGACUUUGCUGGAGUUCCACAUAUCCUUGAGAAAGCUAUCACUGGAGACUUCGCCCUCAUCAAGGCCUGGAAGGCUGACAAGGCAGGCAACCUCACUUUUAGGAAGACAGCUCGUAACUUUAACCCUCCGAUGUGUAAGGCAGGGAGGGUGACUAUUGCUGAGGUAGAGGAGGUAGUGGAGGUAGGAGAGAUCCCAGCUGAGGAUGUCCAUGUCCCCCACGUCUACGUCCAGCGUGUCAUCAAAGGCCCUAGCUACGAAAAGAGAAUUGAGCGAUUACGCCUUACCAAACCCAAGAGUAUCGACUUCGACAAGAGCCCGGCUGCCAUAUUGAGGGAGAGAAUUGUUAGAAGAGCUGCCCUCGAAUUCAAAGACGGGAUGUAUGCAAAUCUUGGCAUUGGUAUGCCAAUGCUUGCAAGUAAUUAUAUACAGGGAAUUACGGUACACUUGCAGAGUGAGAACGGCAUUCUGGGACUGGGAGCAUUUCCCACAGAAGAUCAGGUGGAUCCAGAUCUGAUCAAUGCGGGUAAAGAAACAGUCACCAGUAUUCCUGGUAGUUCCUACUUCUCCAGCGAUGAGUCCUUUGCCAUGAUUCGAGGUGGCCACGUUGACAUCACUAUCCUGGGAGCCAUGCAGGUAUCACAAUAUGGCGAUCUGGCCAACUGGAUGAUUCCAGGUAAGAUGGUGAAGGGGAUGGGAGGAGCUAUGGAUCUGGUAUCCAGUAAGGACACCAAGGUCAUUGUAACCAUGGAACACACUGCUAAGGGAGGAAAACAGAAGAUCCUCAAUGAAUGUACCUUACCACUGACGGGGAAAGGAUGUGUCAACACUAUCAUAACAGAAAUGGGAGUGUUCGAGGUGGACCCAGAAGAAGGGCUGACAUUGACGGAGAAAGCUGAGGAUGUGCUUUUAGAGGAUGUGGUGGAAUUUACUGGUGCUGAGUUUAAGGUUGCAUCAGAAUUGAAAACAAUGGGACAGAUAGAAGUGGCGUGAUGAAGCUGUAUUGUGAUAUCUUAUGUUUCAGUGUCAUUGUAUAAUCCAUCGUGUCAUUUUCAUCAUUCCUCCGUGAAGGUUUGUAAGUUUGGACACCGUUGGAAUCAGUGUCAUUGUAUAAUCCAUCGUGUCAUUUUCAUCAUUCCUCCGUGAAGGUUUGUAAGUUUGGACACCAUUGGAUUCAGUGUCAUUGUAUAAUCCAUCGUGUCAUUUUCAUCAUUCCUCCGUGAAGGUUUGUAAGUUUGGACACCAUUGGAUUCAGUGUCAUUGUAUAAUCCAUCGUGUCAUUUUCAUCAUUCCUCCGUGAAGGUUUGUAAGUUUGGACACCAUUGGAUUCAGUGUCAUUGUAUAAUCCAUCGUGUCAUUUUCAUCAUUCCUCCGUGAAGGUUUGUAAGUUUGGACACCAUUGGAUUCAGUGUCAUUGUAUAAUCCAUCGUGUCAUUUUCAUCAUUCCUCCGUGAAGGUUUGUAAGUUUGGACACCAUUGGAUUCAGUGUCAUUGUAUAAUCCAUCGUGUCAUUUUCAUCAUUCCUCCGUGAAGGUUUGUAAGUUUGGACACCAUUGGAUUCAGUGUCAUUGUAUAAUCCAUCGUGUCAUUUUCAUCAUUCCUCCGUGAAGGUUUGUAAGUUUGGACACCAUUGGAUUCAGUGUCAUUGUAUAAUCCAUCGUGUCACUUUCAUCAUUCCUCCGUGAAGGUUUGUAAGUUUGGACACCGUUGGAUUCAGUGUGAUUGUAUAACUGAACUCAGUCUCAUCUUAUACACAUAUGAGCAAUGUAACGCUAUGUUUUGGAUUGUCUCUGUACGUACACUGCUAUGGUUUAGUCUCCAUACAGUUUAAUACUUUGUUUGUUAUUUCUGGGUCAGUAGGACCUUGUUAAUCAGAAUGUUUCAGUUCUAAAUGAUAUUUUGAUAACAACGAUAAAAUAUUGUGACGCUUGCCUUGAAUACAAGAGUUGCAGGAAACAUUUCCUAUGUUUUGUUAAAAUUUGAUGAAGGAGAUAUAAGUGAUAUUACUGAUCUUGAACACAGUAAUGGUCAUCAUAUUUGGAACCUCAGUGUCCUUAUCUUUUUUUCCCUCAUGGACAACUCUUGAAUGUUUGAAGAUAGCUCAAAUCAUGAUAAAUUGCAACCAAACAAACCCAUGUAUUCUAUCCUUUUUACUUUAAUCUUUGUAAAAUUUAAGUUACUGAAUGUGUCAAAUGGUUUAAAGCCAGUUUAUCAAAUUGGAGGCAUGUCUGUGAGACAGAGUGAUAUUGAUAUGAUGCCUUUUGAAGUCUGAUAGAAAUAUAUAUAAAUUUUAUAUUAAUAUCACUGUAUCUAUCUUUGUAUUGCUUAAUACAAGGUAAGAAUACAUGUACAUUGCAUUUAAUGUAGCUCAAUAGUGCUGGAAGCUAGGAGGUUACUUAGAUGUAAGUAGUUUGAUUACAAAAUCAUGCCUAUGAAAUUUUUCAACGGUACACCUGUAUUUUUUCGUAGUCAAUGGUUUGGAAGGAAUACAAAAUUUUUCGCUGUCACCAAUAUGUGCCCCCAAUCAAAACAUAUAUACUUAUGAUAUAACUUUGUGAAUAGACAAGCAACCAUGUAUUCAAAUUGUCAUCAUAAAUUGAGAUUUUGAUCACUUUUGUUUUUCCAUUUCAUCUCUAAUAUAAACUACAAAUGAACAAGUUGAAAUAACAAGCUAAGGCCGUAUCAGAUGCAAAGGGUAUCAAAUAGCGAGUCAUAACAGAUACAAGGGUAGAUCAAUAGUUUAAGCCACUAAAACCUGUAAAGAUUUGCCACAAAUAAAUCUGCCGAUUCAAACUUUGGCAUUCCUUGUGCUGUGAAAUUGUGAUAUAUCAGGUUUAUAUAAUUACUGGUUAGUUUAUAAUUAUGUAAUGAUGUCAAUACCAGAGUGCUUGCUUAACAUAGUUUUUUUUACAAUUUGUACACAGAAUUAAUCCUGUUCUGAUGACUCGUGUUACAAGCCCCUGCAUGUUGUCUAUGAAGUACUAUUUGUACUUGAUCUGUUAGUGUUUGCUCUCGUUUGAACUAUUUCUUAUUUUCAUUUUGUCCCUUGAAUAAUAAAUAGCCCAGGGAAAAAUGAAUUCCAAGCCAAAAAUGAUAUGUAUAUAGUUACAUAAGCAACAAUAUGUUUCUAGACCGUACAAACAAAGUGUUUUGCGAAUUUGUUUGCGUGAAAAUGUGGCAGUGCAAAUCUAAAAUUAUUGACAGCAACAGGACAAAACUUUCCUAUAUUUACACAAGGACAUAUUGGUAGACUGCUAAAGCCACCACACUAAAUGUCAACUAUACGGUUAGGUUAAUUCCUACUCCCAUGACAUGAGAGGCAUCUGGUCGGCCUUUUUUCAAUCGGAUAUGAUUUUGCCGACUGCGACGCCUGUCAAAAGUUUUUCGCCGUGUAAAACCUCUAACAUUGUUGGAGUAAUGUUAAGUCAUAAUCUAUGCGAUUUAAACAAAAAGAUAGUGGAUCUGUUUUCUUACUAAAAUUAUAUCUUGUCAUUAUGUUUGAAUGUUGAUGUAUAUGAGUGUGAAAUGCAUUUAUGUGAAGAUGUUUAUAUGUAUGUGGAGUGCUGUGGAUCUAAUGUGAAUGCUGAAUGUUGAAUCGAAUACACUUAACUGAAAUUAUUUUACAGUAAAGUAUGUUUAUUACGAACGGCAGAGGACCCAAAAAAUUAUUUUGAUAAACAUGUCUGUUUGCAAAGUUACUUACACCUUGAAGGAACAUUUCCAUGAGACCUGACUUUAUUUUAAGUAAGGAUUCUCAAAUUGUGUGUUCAUACUAUAGGCCUAUGUGUUUUACUGUAUAACUGAACCUUUUGUCACAUUGUACUUGUGUAUAGAGGAGGGUAUGGUAGUAUUCAUGUGUACAUAACAUCUAUACACUUUCAUGUGUAAACAGAGUGAGAUGUAACACAAAUAAAGUGUGAAAUAUG
Molecule: messenger RNA, 4520 nt
Organism: Mizuhopecten yessoensis (Yesso scallop)
Lineage: Eukaryota; Metazoa; Mollusca; Bivalvia; Pectinida; Pectinidae
Product: succinyl-CoA:3-ketoacid coenzyme A transferase 1, mitochondrial-like
Exons: 14
Coding region: 19-1587 (522 amino acids)
Biological process (GO): ketone body catabolic process
Cellular component (GO): mitochondrion
Molecular function (GO): succinyl-CoA:3-oxo-acid CoA-transferase activity
Source: RefSeq, a predicted model, not a curated record